This is a messenger RNA of Anolis sagrei ordinatus, 1721 nucleotides long. It is a transcript of the gene EPYC, whose product is annotated as epiphycan. Gene Ontology annotation, biological process: bone development; articular cartilage development. The record is from RefSeq and is a predicted model, not a curated record. Gene Ontology annotation, cellular component: extracellular matrix. Gene Ontology annotation, molecular function: protein binding. Lineage: Eukaryota; Metazoa; Chordata; Lepidosauria; Squamata; Anolidae.
UCCAAUGCUUGCUCUUCCAGAAAAAUGAACCAUAUCCAGGUAGAGCUCUUUUCUGACUUUUUGAUAUGAAAGUGUUUGAGCAUCAAGAAAUUUCUCAGGAUGAAGGUUUCCUGCAUCACCCUCCCACAAACCCGGCACCCCACUGCCAUUGGUGAGGCUAAAAACCACAGACUGUGUAUUCAGAGUAACUCUGUGCCAUUUAAGAAAGCAAGAGCCAAAGGAAACUAUUGAAGGAUGAAGUCCUUUCCAAAUAUUUUAUUGGCAUUUUUUCUCUAUGAUGCCAUUAUUGCUGCUCCUACAAUGAGUUCUAUAAAUUAUGACUCUGAAACAUAUGAUGUUACAUUGGAAGAUCUGGAUAUCCUAUAUGAUUAUGAUGAAAAUCUGUCUGUUGAUCAGGCACAGACAGAAAUUGGAACUAUUUUACCAUACAUAACAGGGGAGGUUUAUUUGCCUUCACCUUUGCCAGAAGAUACAGAAGAAGAAGCUUCCACAUCCAAACUCAUUGAUGGGUCUUCACCCCAUGAACCAGGAGUUCUUGGCCCACAUACACAUGAAGGCCUUCCAACUUGUCUUCUCUGUACCUGUAUGGGUACUUCUGUGUACUGCGAUGAUCGUGAACUCGAGGCUCUUCCACCCUUGCCCAAGGAAACCACCCAUUUCUACUCCCGCUACAAUAGAAUCAAGAAGGUCAACAGAGAUGACUUUGCUAACCUGAGCCACUUAAAAAGGAUUGAUUUGACUUCUAAUGUUAUAUCUGAAAUGGAUGAAGAUGCCUUCAGAAAUCUGCCACAACUUCAGGAGCUAAUACUUCGAGAUAAUAGGAUAAGGCAGCUUCCAGAAUUACCACCAACUCUUACUUUUAUUGAUAUUAGUAACAACAUAUUGGGUCGCAAGGGGAUAAAGCAGGAAGCAUUUAAAGAUAUGUCGGAGUUGCACUACCUUUAUAUCACUGAUAACAACUUAGAUCAUAUCCCACUUCCACUCCCUGAAAAUCUCCAAUCACUUCAUCUUCAGAAUAACAACAUACAAGAAAUGCAUGAAGAUACUUUCUGCAAAAUGAAAGAUUAUUCAUAUAUCCGUAAAUCCCUUGAAGACAUCAGGCUAGAUGGCAAUCCUAUUAAUUUGAGCAAAACUCCUUAUGCCUAUAUGUGUCUUCCUCGUUUGCCUGUGGGGAGUCUUUUUUAAAUUCAGACAGUAAUAAAAAUGUUAGGUAGCAUAAUUUCUUUUGCAAGUAAACAUAUAAUAUUUAAAAGCUCAUAGUAUUAUGAGUUAAUUGAGGUAAAAAAGGGAGUUAAUAGUGGCAGAUGAAACACAAAGUACUGAAUCGAAUUAAUGCUCUAAAUUAUACCAUGGAAUACAGAUUAGUUGAUGUUAAAAGAAGAAAAUAUAUAAACGUUGAUUGUUAAAAAUAUAUAGGGUUGAUGUUAAUUUUUCCUAGUUUACAAUUUUAUCUACUUUAUUAGUGAAGCUAUAUAAUGAAUGUAUAUAAUCAGUGAUCCAUGCUAACUUGUUCUUAAUUAUAUUCUAUGUUCCUGGUCUUGAUAUAUGAAAGUUCUUUUAGGCAGCCUCCUACCUACAUAUAGUUACCAGAUGAGAAACUGGGUUAUUUUAUGAAUGAUUAAUAAUAAAUAUAAAUAUACCUUUGUAUAAUAUAUCAGUGUUGCCUUGCACUAGAUAUAAAAUGUGGAAACAGUAAGUAAAUAAAAGUAUGCUUAAGAAAA